This is a messenger RNA of Pelobates fuscus (common spadefoot toad), 2527 nucleotides long. RefSeq names its product putative neutral ceramidase C. NCBI's taxonomy places the organism in Eukaryota, Metazoa, Chordata, Amphibia, Anura, Pelobatidae. The coding region runs from base 100 to 2427 and encodes 775 amino acids. The transcript has 21 exons. Gene Ontology annotation, biological process: ceramide catabolic process; long-chain fatty acid biosynthetic process; sphingosine biosynthetic process. The record is from RefSeq and is a predicted model, not a curated record. Gene Ontology annotation, cellular component: extracellular region. Gene Ontology annotation, molecular function: N-acylsphingosine amidohydrolase activity.
GACAGCUCAUGCAUGAUUUUAAUGGAGUGAGACCGGGGAAGAUUUCUGUUCGGAAAACAUUCGAUCAGUUUUAAUCUUGCUGCCAGAUAAUCAUUCAAAAUGGGAGCUAAGAAGAAGAUUUUGAGCAAACUGGAAGUGACACUUAUUGUACUACUCGUGUUAACUAUAUGUGUAGCAGGUGGACUUGUAGCGGUAAUAUUUAUAGUGAAAAAUAACGACAAUUUCAAUAACGCUGCACCAACAACAACUACUACAACACCAACAACACCAACAACAACUACUACAGCAACCACAACCUCAACAGCAACUACCACAACUACAGCAACUACCACCACAACAGCAACAACCACCACAACCCCAGACCCUCACCCUGAUGCCUACCGUAUUGGUGUUGGGAGGGCGGAUUGCACUGGUCUGUUGGCAGACGUUCCUUUGAUGGGUUACGCAAGUAGUGACCAGAUUGCGGGAGGAAUUCACACCCGUCUCUACAGUCGAGCCUUUAUAAUCGCAGAACCUGAUGACUCGAAACGAGUGGUGUUUGUGAGUGCUGACAUUGGAAUGGUGUCACAGAGAGUGAGAUUAGAGGUGAUAAAUGAAUUGAAAACCAGAUAUGGUAAUGCCUACAGACAAGACAACGUUAUUCUCAGUGGGACGCACACACACUCUGGUCCUGGUGGCUAUUUCCAGUACACUAUCUUCAUGCUGACAAGCAAAGGAUUUAGCAGACAUGCUACUGAUGCCAUAGUCAAUGGAAUAGUGAAGAGCAUUGAGAUAGCACAUAACAACAUGAAACGGGGAAAAAUCUUUUUGAACAAAGGCAUAGUAGAAAACAGUCAUAUAAACAGAAGCCCAUCUUCUUAUCUCCACAAUCCAGAGAGUGAACGAGAAAGGUACCCAAACAACACAGACAAAUAUAUGACCAUAAUGAAGAUGGUAGAUAUGAACAACCAGGAUAUUGGGUUGAUCAGCUGGUUUGCCGUACACCCAGUUAGCAUGGACAAUAAAAACCACCUUAUAAGCAGUGACAACAUGGGCUACGCAUCGUAUCUUUUCGAACAAGAAAUGAAUAAAGGGUUCUUGCCUGGAGAGGGAUCGUUUGUAGCUGCAUUUGCAUCAUCAAACCUUGGAGAUGUUACACCAAAUACCAGAGGUCCUCAUUGUAUAAAUACAGGCGAUUCAUGUGAAAACCCUACAAGCACCUGUCCAGUCGGAGGGGUAACGACCUGCAUAGCCACUGGACCUGGAAAAGACAUAUUUGAAAGUACACAUAUCAUUGGAGAACAAAUUUUCUUUAAGGCCAAGGAUUUGUAUGAAUCAGCUUCCACUGAAAUACAAGGAUCGUUGAAUUCAGCUCACCAAUGGGUUAACAUGAGUGAUGUUACAGUGGAGAUUAAUGAAACCCAUACCGUACAAACUUGUAAGCCAGCGCUAGGGUACAGUUUUGCUGCCGGAACAAUUGAUGGUGUUGGAUUAAUCAAUUUUACACAUGGAAUGGUAGAGGGUGAUCCGUUUUGGGAUGGGAUUCGUGAUGCAAUCCUUGGAGAACCAUCAAAUGAAACUGUAGAAUGUCACAAGCCUAAACCCAUCUUGAUAAAUACUGGAGAGAUGUCCCGUCCACUACCGUGGCAUCCUACAAUAAUCGAUGUUCAAAUGUUCACCAUUGGACAAUUAGCUGUGCUCGCUGUGCCUGGAGAGUUUACAACUAUGUCUGGAAGAAGACUGAGAGAAGCCGUCAAGAAUGAAUUGGACCCAGAUAACACCCGAAACACAGAUGUGGUAAUCUCAGGGCUGAGUAAUGUUUAUACACAUUACAUUACUACCUAUGAAGAAUAUCAGGUUCAAAGAUACGAAGCUGCAUCGACAAUUUUUGGUCCGCACACACUGUCUGCAUAUAUUCAGAAGUUCAAAGGCCUGGCCAAAGCAAUUGCUGAGAACACUGUGGGUGAGUUACCUGUAGGACCAUCUCCACCCUUUUUUAAUGAAUCUCAGUUAUUUAACCUUUUGCCUGCAGUCCUGCAGGAUAAAGCUCCUGGAAACACUUCUUUUGGAGAUGUCCUGGUGGAGGUUAAUCCAACUUACCGACCGGGAGAAAUUGCCUCGGUAACAUUUGUCACUGGAAAUCCAAGGAAUUCUGUUAAUUUUAUGGCUAACCAAUCCUAUUUGGCAGUGGAAAAAUAUGAACCUCUAACUGGAAAAUGGAAUGUGGUACAUAAUGAUGGCUCCUGGGAGACGAGAUAUUACUGGCAUAAAGGAACUGGAAACCAGAGCAAUGGGACAGUUGAAUGGCAUAUACCUCAAUCAGUUCAACCUGGAACCUACAGAAUUCGGCACAAUAGCCACUACAAAGAGAGAUUACUCCCUGAAACUAUUAAAGCUUAUGAGGGUAUUUCUUCUGACUUUGAAGUAAUAAAUCCAUACCUCAGAUGAAAACCAAACAGACACAUGUACAUAUUUGUAGAGCAGUUUUUUUGUGAAUUAUUCAGGUGAACAUCAGUCGCUUAAAAAGCCUUUUUACUUUGUAAAUUUC